Molecule: messenger RNA, 700 nt
Organism: Anastrepha obliqua
Lineage: Eukaryota; Metazoa; Arthropoda; Insecta; Diptera; Tephritidae
Exons: 1
Coding region: 241-678 (145 amino acids)
Source: RefSeq, a predicted model, not a curated record
UCAAAUGCAUCAAUGCGGUGCUGUAAGGCAUUUUCUUGGCUUAGAAAUUCAGCGACAAAGGAAAUAGGAACAAUUUCUCUAAAUCAGAAGAAGUACAUUAAAUCUGUGCUUGAAACACACGGAAUGCAGGAGUGUAGAGAAGUUGCAACACCACUUGAUCCAGGUUUUCAAGUCGGAUGAAGAGACGAGAAAUAUGUUAAGGUAAAUGUCACUGAAUAUCAAUCACUAAUAGGUUCUCUGAUGUAUUUAGCAGUCUUGAGUCGCCCAGAUAUUUUGCACGCUGUUAGUAAGCUUUCUAGGCGUAAUACUGAUCCACAUACAGAACACGAAACAGCGGCUAAACACACAUUGCGUUAUCUUUCGGCUACAAUGAAUUUAAGUAUUGUAUAUCGUAAGACUGGUGACUAUGUAAAAGGGUUCGCUGAUGCAGAUUGGGCUAAUGAUCCAUACGACAAAAAGUCAUAUUCGGGUUAUGCAUUCCAUUUGGGAAGCAGGGCAUUUUCAUGGGCUUCAACAAUACAAAAUGUAACAGCUUUAAGCAGCACUGAAGCCGAGUACGUGGAUUUAGCAACAGCAACGAAGCAAGCAGUUUACAUCCAAAGAUUAUUAAAUGAAAUAGGUUGGUCGAAUACAGCUCCAAUGGUUUUUUAUGGUGUAAUAUCAGUGCGCAGCAUAUAGCAUGUAAUCCAGUUCAUCACAA